Molecule: messenger RNA, 1820 nt
Organism: Gossypium raimondii (Peruvian cotton)
Lineage: Eukaryota; Viridiplantae; Streptophyta; Magnoliopsida; Malvales; Malvaceae
Product: palmitoyl-acyl carrier protein thioesterase, chloroplastic
Exons: 7
Coding region: 320-1576 (418 amino acids)
Biological process (GO): fatty acid biosynthetic process
Molecular function (GO): acyl carrier activity; fatty acyl-[ACP] hydrolase activity
Source: RefSeq, a predicted model, not a curated record
UCUUUGUGCAAACCAAAAGAAUUUCUUUUCACUAUUUUAUUAUCAUACUAAACUCGGAACGAGGUUUCAAAAUUAUAAAUUUCUUUUAAAAAAGCCAGAACAAAAGAGGGAGAGACGCAGCGAAGAAGAGAUGAAGGAAAAGUAAUGGUAGAUCGCAAGCGCUAGAAGUUACCGAGAAGAGUCUAUAGAUCCCUAUGUAACGCACUACUUUCUCCAUUUUGCGUUUUUUCUCCACUACAUUUCCCUUUUUUAUUUUGGUUGAGUAUCGGAAAGAGGGGAUUUCAGCGGAUAACUGAAGUUCAUUUUAAUUUAUAAAAUCAUGGUUGCCACUGCUGCUACAUCCUCAUUCUUUCCAAUCACUUCUUCCCCGGACUCCAUUGACUCAAAAAACAAGAAGCUUGGAAAUGGAUCUACUAACCUUGGAGGUAUAAAGUUGAAACCAUCUGCUUCUUCUGGAAGUUUGCAAGUUAAGGCAAAUGCACAAGCCCCCCCAAAGAUAAAUGGUACCACAGUUGUGAUGACUCCAGUAGAAGGUUUCACGAGCGAAGAUGCUGCAAGUUCCCUACCUCCCAGGACGUUUAUCAAUCAGUUACCUGAUUGGAGCAUGCUUCUUGCUGCUAUCACAACCAUUUUCCUGGCUGCUGAGAAGCAGUGGAUGAUGCUUGAUUGGAAGCCAAGGCGGCCUGACAUGCUCAUUGACCCAUUUGGGAUAGGGAGGAUUGUUCAGGAUGGUCUUGUUUUUCGUCAGAACUUCUCAAUUAGGUCUUAUGAGAUAGGUGCUGAUCGUACAGCAUCCAUAGAGACGCUAAUGAACCAUUUACAGGAAACAGCGAUUAAUCAUUGUAAAAGUGCUGGACUGCUAGGAGAUGGUUUUGGUGCUACCCCUGGGAUGUGCAAGAAAAACCUAAUAUGGGUAGUCACCCGGAUGCAAGUUGUGGUUGAUCGUUAUCCAACUUGGGGUGAUGUUGUUCAAGUAGACACUUGGGUCAGUGCAUCAGGAAAGAAUGGCAUGCGAAGGGAUUGGCUUGUCAGCAAUAGUAAAACUGGUGAAAUUUUAACUAGAGCCUCAAGUGUGUGGGUGAUGAUGAAUAAACUGACCAGAAGGUUAUCUAAAAUUCCAGAAGAGGUCCGAGGAGAAAUAGAACCUCAUUUUAUGAAUUCAGAUCCAGUGGUGGCUGAGGAUAACCGGAAAUUAGUGAAACUUGACGACAACACAGCCCAAUAUGUGCGCAAGGGUUUAACUCCUCGAUGGAGCGACCUGGAUGUGAAUCAGCAUGUCAACAAUGUGAAGUACGUUGGUUGGAUCCUUGAGAGUACACCAUUGGGAAUUGUGGAGAGUCAUGAGCUUUGUUCCAUGACACUGGAGUAUAGGAGGGAGUGUGGGAGGGACAGCGUGCUGCAGUCACUAACUGCGGUGUCUGGUGUGGGCAACCUCGGGAAUAUGGGGGAAAUUGAGUGCCAGCACUUGCUCCAACUUGAAGAGGGGUCUGAGAUUGUGAGAGGGAGGACACAGUGGAGGCCAAAGAAUGCCAAGAGUUUUGGUAAAAUGGAUCAAGUUCCCGCACAAAGUGCAUAGAUCCGAAGUCUCUUUGCUGCGUGUCAAAACUAGCAGUCAAUGCAUUGUGUAGAAUCUUUCUUUUGUUCUUUGAAUCCAUAAUAUAUAUAUAUAUAUAUAUAUAUAUAUAUGAUAUUAGCUUGUAAGCUUUCAAAGCUUGCUGUAAUUAGCUCUUGUUUCAUUCUUUAUUUUAUUUUAUUUUUCAAUUUAAGAGGCUACUUUUAGGUUUAUCAAUCUUAUUUUGCAAUUUGAGAGUAUAUGAAUA